AUGAAGGCAAGGAAAUACGUUGUGAAAAACUACUUUAAUGGGGUUCCGAAAAUAGAUGAUUACGAAUUAGUUGAAUAUGAGGUACCACCCUUACAGGACAAAGAAUUCCUUGUCAAAGUGGAAUGGAUAAGUGUUGACCCAUCCCAACGCGCUCACAAUCAAUUCAAAGACCUACCUUACGAUCAAUUCGGUUAUCAAGUUGGAAUUGUUCAAGAGAGCAAAGAUAUAAAUUUUCCUGUCGGAGUCAGGGUGGUAUCGCGCAAAGGUUGGUCCGACUACACGGUUAUUGAAAAAGAUAUUGUAAAUGAAUAUUUGGAUCCAGUUUAUAGAUUACCUGAUUUGAAAGGUCUAUCGCCCUCAUUAGGAAUAGGCGCAGUAGGCAUGCCAGGUGCCGCUGCUUAUUUCGGCCUGUUGGAAAUUUGCAAACCAAAACCCGGUGAAACAGUUGUUGUUACUAGUGCGGCUGGGGCUGUAGGUUCUAUCGUGGGUCAAAUUGCUAGAAUCAAAGGCUGCAAAGUAAUUGGCUUUGCCGGAUCUGAUGACAAAGUGCAAUGGUUAGAAAAAGAGCUUGGUUUCAAUAAAGCUAUUAAUUACAAAACUGUGGAUGUGAGUAAAGCUCUUCGAGAAGCGGCUCCUGGUGGAGUCGAUUGUUACUUCGACAAUAUCGGCGGUGAAAUAAGCAGCAUUAUUAUCAGUCAAAUGAACAAAUUUGGAAGGAUUACGGUAUGUGGUUGCAUAAGCUCUUACAAUGAAGAUCCAAAGCAGCUACCAAAAGCAACCAUUCUUCAGCCUGCUUUGUUAUUCAAGGAGCUUACAAUUCGGGGUUUCCUAGUAUGGAGUUGGUAUGAGCGUUGGCCCGAAGCAUUUUCACAGCUCGUAGAAUGGAUCAAAAGUGGAAAAUUGAAAGUCGAGGAAAAUGUGACAAAUGGGUUCGAAAAUAUCUUUAAUGCCUUUGUUGGAGUGCUUGCAGGUGAAAACAAAGGAAAAACUGUUGUAAAGAUC
Molecule: messenger RNA, 1002 nt
Organism: Iphiclides podalirius (scarce swallowtail)
Lineage: Eukaryota; Metazoa; Arthropoda; Insecta; Lepidoptera; Papilionidae
Source: the annotation of a GenBank genome assembly